CCUAGAUUCUCCUGGAUCCAACUGUGCCUCUGUCUGAAGAAAACCCUGCUCUAUCGUUCAUCUGAACAAGGACCGUCUGUCUCCCACUAGGUCCUUUGUAGUGUUGUGGGAACAGUGUUGCAAGGAUCAAGUGACAGAGAGAGAGAGAGGUUCUCUUGGCCGCUAACACACAAAAGCAAGCAUCCACCCAUCAUGGCCUCCAGCAUGUCGGUGAGGAGUUACUCUAUGAGCCGGCAGCCCUCCUUUUCCAGUCGUUCUCUGAUGGACACCGGCCGCGCUCGCUCCCGUGCUUCGGUGUCUUUCGCCGCAGCCAGCCCGCUGAGCCGUUCAGCCUCUAUCAGCCAGGAUCUCAACGGGCCCAUGAGCCUGCAACUUAACGGACUGCGCGGCAACAGCACCAACGACAAGGAAGCCAUGCAGAGUCUCAACAACCGUCUGGCCAACUACCUGGACAAGGUGCGUUCACUGGAGCGCUCCAACGCAGACCUGGAGACAAAGAUCAAGCAGCUGAUGCUCGACCGCAUUCCCAAAGGUCAUGACCUUGAGUCCAUGAUGGCCCAAGCUCAUGCUGUUGAGCAAGAGGUGAGGAAGAAGACCUUGGAAAAUGCUCGUCUCAUGUUAGAGAUUGAUAAUGCUAAACUGGCUGCUGAUGACUUCAGAAUCAAGUGGGAGACAGAGCUGGUGAUGUGUCAGUCUGUGGAGCGAGACUGUGUUGCUCUGAAAAAGGCCAAGACCGACCAUGAGCAGAUCAUCGCCUCUCUGAGGGGAGAUCUGGACAGCCUGAAAGAAGAACUUUACUUCCUCAAGAAAAACCAUGAGGAAGAACUGGAGCAGAUGAAGUCUCGUAUUGCCAGAGACGAGGUGAAUGUGGAGGUGGACUCGGCCAGUGGGCCGGAGCUGGGCACCAUUCUGUCUGACCUGCGUUCCCAGUAUGAGGGGAUUGUCAAGAAGAACAAGGAACAAGCAGAGCAGUGGUACCGCAAGAAGCUGGAGAUGGUGCAGAACGAGGUGAAGGAGAGCAACGAGGCUUUGAGAGGAGCUCAGAGCGAGCUGAUUGAGAGGCAGCGCUUCCUGCAGAACCUGGAGGUGGAGCUGGAGAGUCUGCACAAACAGAUAGCAGCGCUGGAAGGUAACCUGGGUGAGACGGGUCACAAAUACUCUGCUGAGAUGGAACGGCUGCAGGCCACCCUGAACCAGCUUGAGGACGACCUCUCCCAGCUCAGGCUGGACAUGCAGCGCACCAAGACCGACUACGAGCAGCUCCUCCGCAUCAAGCAGAACCUGGAAAUGGAGAUCGCCACCUAUAGGCGCCUGCUGGAGGGAGAGGAAACAAUCAAGGAAGUUCCUCCUCCACCAAAAAAGGAGCCUGAUGUUCGCACCAGGAAGAUUGUGAAGGUGGUGACUCAGACGAUGGUCAACGGCAAAGUGGUGGACGAAUCCAGCGAGGUGGAGCAGAUCGAGGAGACCAAGAAAUAAAAAGAGGAAGUGAAGAUAAACAUGAAAAAAGGAUAAAAAGAGAAGAAAUUAAAAGAUUAGUGUCAGAAUAUUACACACGAGCUGUGGAGCAUCAUUUAUUCUUGCAACGGAGAAAACAUUGUUUUGAAUAGGGCAUAGCGUUUGUGUUUUCAAAGAAAUGUUUUCCCACAGUUCACUUAUCAGUGACACUUUGGUCAAUGUUUGUUUGGAGAAAAUGCCACAAACAUAUAUCCAGUACUGCUGUAGCUAUGCAUACUCAUACCAGUUGUGUGUGUGUGUGUGUGUAACUGACUAACCAUCUUCAUACUGUUUUACUAAUAAAAUGGUGUGCAGUUAAACAAGAUAUUUAUUUCUUAGUGUGGAAAAGUUUACUUUAGUAAAUGUAAUACAUACCUUUAGUCUUUUUACAAGAAUAUUGUUUAACUCUCUUUGCUGUUUUUGUGUUUGUACUGUGUCUAAAUAAAGUUUCUCUAAUCCAUAUAUCUCUAUCCUUAUAAUACUCAGAAUAAACAUUUUAUGGCUUUUACACUGAAAUGGCAAUAUACUGUGGACUCAGUUCUUGGGCUGUUGAUGAAAAACUUUUUUUUUUUUCAUGCACUGGUCAAUUUUGAGAUUUUGGGCUAUUUUGCUUUCUUAGCAUGUCUUCUUUCAGACUAGUGGAAAGAAAACACCCAAAAUAAACAUUUAGGUGUUUAUCUUUUACUACACUUUGUCUAUUUGCAUCUGUAGAUUUCUCCUUAAUACACCAAAAGUUAACAUAAUAUCUCAAUUUCAUAUUUAAACACAAUAUUUUCAGAUUUAUGGAGUGAUAAAAAGAGAGAUCCAAAAUGUCCUCCAUUAAAAACAUUUGACUGUAAUAGGUCAACAAAAUGAAACAAGAAUUUUGAAAAUGGCUUUAUCCAAUGUUCAGAUUUCUGUUCUGGACAUGAAUGCAAAUUAGAAAAUAUUUAAUUAGAUAAUGCAUUAUUUGCAUAUUUAAACAUUUCAGAAAACUUGUAAUAAAUGAUUGCAGGAAUAACAUCAUUACCCAAACAAUAAAUAUACUUACUUAAGCUUUAAUUAUAAAAAAUCAUGUUAAACUUUGCCUCUGAUGAGAUUCAACCCACUGAAAACAUAUAUACACAGGUCACUGUCAUGGUUUUGGGUUUGUGUUCUGUUAUUUCCUGUUUUAUUUUGAAAUAGCCUCCUUCCCUCAUGUCUUUGUUUGCUUUUCCCUCCAGUUUUGAUUGUUUGCCCCACCCUAAUUAGUUGCACUUGUGUCUUGUUAUCUCCCUAACCUAAGUGUAUUUAGUCUGUGUCCUUCCUUUGUUCUGUGUCAGAUCGUUGUAUCUCGUAUCUGUCAAGCACCUUGGCUUCUUGUGCCUUGCCUGUCUUUUGGAUCUUGCCUGCUCACCAUUGGACCUGUGUUUCUGUUUUUGACUGCUUACCUGCUGCGAGCUACUGUUGCCUGCCCUCUCCAGUGUAAGCCUUUUGUUAAUAAAUAAUUAACAAACUGUA
Messenger RNA from Siniperca chuatsi (mandarin fish), 2973 nucleotides. RefSeq lists its product as uncharacterized. The transcript has 11 exons. Bases 193 to 1476 code for a protein of 427 amino acids. NCBI's taxonomy places the organism in Eukaryota, Metazoa, Chordata, Actinopteri, Centrarchiformes, Sinipercidae. The record is from RefSeq and is a predicted model, not a curated record. Gene Ontology annotation, molecular function: structural molecule activity.